Messenger RNA from Aphanomyces astaci, 1469 nucleotides. RefSeq lists its product as hypothetical. The transcript has 3 exons. Gene Ontology annotation, molecular function: lipid binding. Bases 202 to 1074 code for a protein of 290 amino acids. Lineage: Eukaryota; Oomycota; Saprolegniomycetes; Saprolegniales; Verrucalvaceae. The record is from RefSeq and is a predicted model, not a curated record.
CGCCACCGUAGCUCGGAACAAAUCGUUGGUGUGACGCUCCGCAACUACAGUACAUACUGUUCAUCUUGUACAGUACUGUUCAUCUUGUAUGGUCCCACGUUCAAUCUCAACAAAGUACCCCUCAAUGCGUGGAGCCUCUCGUCCGACACCAGCCCGCCCACAAACAUACAGCACAACGAACAGAUCACUUUGAAAUUGCCCAUGAAGUUCCCACUUCCGAUCGACUACUUCCAGUGUCCAACGCUGUCUGUUGGCGAGACCAACAAGUUCAAGGCCCAGGCCAAAGAUAACGUCACAAGCUUGGUUUCCACGGCUGUGUUGCGAGGGGGGUCCGUGGCGUGGGUCCUCUUGUCCGACGAAACGGAGCUCAAGAUCUACAAAGCCACCGACCGGUUGCGCGGACUGUCCAUGUACAUUUCACGGUCGACGGUCGUGGGCACGCUGGACGAAGUCGUCGACGUAUUCCAGACCCACACGACCGAGCUCAUCAAGGAUUGCAAGCGCCGAGUGGGCAAGGACUUGCUGGACGUGGCCACGCUCUACGACUUCAACCCGCCGCACGAAACCAGCACGAUCAACAAUGUCGGCAUCAUUUACGCCGCCAUGAAGAGUCCCCCGUUUGUAGCCGAUCGAGACUCGGUCAUGCUUGAGUGUCGGUCGCCUUUUCAAGACAAAUCGAGGCGGGGGUGGUGUCGCAGCCUCAUUUCCGUCGAAGUCGAAGGGUGCCCUCCCUUCCCUGGCAUGGUUCGUGCGCACCAGUACGGCUCCGGUCACCUCUUUUUAGAGUCCACCCGUCGCGGCUACGUCGAGCUCAGCUACAUCAGCCACGUCGACUACGGUGCUGUGGUUCCGAUAUGGAUCGAGGACAUGGCCAACAAGAAGCGGUGCCGGAACCUCAUCACGAUCGACCGGUGCCUGCGGGAGAACCGGUUGCGCCAAGGACAAUUUCUCACCAAAGUGCCCAUGGCCCCUGGGGCGUCGUUGGACUCGUUUCGAUAUUGCUUUUUGUGCACCAAACCGUUCCGUCUCUUUCGCAAAAAGUCGUUUUGCUGCAAAUGCGGCCAAGUAAGUUGACGUUGUUGAUGCGUUCUGGUGGUGGAGUGAGACAGAAAAAUGAACUUAGCGGAUGACAUUGCAGUGCAAAUGAUCUUUGUAUCGUGCCUGGUGCGGUGUGUGUAGGUACUGUGUACGGGGUGCAACCUGUGGUGGCAACUCAACAUCAACGGCAUGAUGGUGGCUAUCCAAGCGUGCCUCAAGUGCGCUCAGCGGUCCACGACUACCCACACGAUGCUCCCAGCCAACCACCACCAAUCCAACCCAUAAGUGGUCAAACAAACCACGAUUGUCAGCACCCUUCAACCCUCGACACCGAGCCUCCUUGUACAGGCAGGCCUGUGUCGAUUAACUAAUAGCGAUAUGCUUGAAUGUCAAUAACGUUAUGUAUAAUUUCAAUAUACAUAUUUCUGUCC